Cladocopium goreaui is the source of this 875-nucleotide messenger RNA. The record is from the annotation of a GenBank genome assembly. NCBI's taxonomy places the organism in Eukaryota, Dinophyceae, Suessiales, Symbiodiniaceae.
CAGGACCUUGCUCCGACCCCCACAGAGCUGGAUAGGCCCAUGGCACCCUCAAGUCCGAGCAAGUCGAAACAGCCAUCUCUACGACACUCGUCCUCCUGGUCUCCGCCCAAGCAGAAAUCCAACCCCCCAAGCCCAUCGAGGAGAAGUGGCGGUAGCCAAAGUGGCAAAGCUUCAGGAAACGGCAGUAGCAGCAGCUUCAAACCGCAUCCUCCUGUCACUGGCAUGGACGAAGUGGAUGAGAUGUGGCGCUCAUUGCUGCAGCGUUUUCCACAGUACCCCCACUGGUGCCUAGUGAAGGAGAAACGCUGCGUCUAUCGCAUGGGCAGCCAAAGUGGCAAGAAGGUGGUCUGCAGAGUCAGCCCUGGUGGCCUUCAGGUUCGCGUGGGCGGCGGUUGGAUGGCGGCGCUUCCCUUUCUGGAGAGGUAUGGCCCCGUGCAUAUGGGCCCACGCUGUGGCGAAGAUCCACAGUUUUUCCAUUGCACCAACGUGGAUUUGCCCGCUUCCAUGGAGCGGCUGCUAGUGCCUACAAAGAGCUGGGCGCAGAGGAUUGGUAUUCGAAAAACGCCCGAUCUACGGGAGCAGCGGCGUUUGCAGGAGCCCAUGGAGGCGCGGCAGAGCUGGUCGAGGUGUGCGCCCCCCAGCGCCACCGCCGCCACCAGCGGCGCCAUGGCUCCGGGCCCCUACGCGGCUCCCGUGCCUGAUCUUCCAGUUCCUCAGGCGAUGGAGGCGAUGCCUGAGACAGAGAAGCAGGUGCUACAACCUUUGGUGCCUUGGCCCGGGGACAAGAGGAACACCACGGCCCACCAUCCACGCUGUGAGCCUGGCAUGUGACCGGCCGAUGACCCGAUAUGACCGGCAUGGAAUUGGGAGUAUCU